This is a messenger RNA of Oreochromis aureus, 1365 nucleotides long. It is a transcript of the gene tatdn3, whose product is annotated as TatD DNase domain containing 3. Bases 100 to 906 code for a protein of 268 amino acids. Gene Ontology annotation, molecular function: hydrolase activity, acting on ester bonds. The transcript has 10 exons. Lineage: Eukaryota; Metazoa; Chordata; Actinopteri; Cichliformes; Cichlidae. The record is from RefSeq and is a predicted model, not a curated record.
UUUAUUUCUGGAGGACUGUUCCGGGAUGGUUGUUAGCUACUAACGCAGAGAAGUUAUUCUAAUAUUAUUGGUCUCUUAGCUUUUAUUUGUUGAUUUUCAAUGGAGAAUGGCUUCGUUGAUUGUCACUGUCAUAUCUCGGCUCAUGAGUUUGAAGAGGAUUUCGAGGAUGUGAUCCUGAGGACGAGGGAGGCUGGUGUAAAGACUCUGGUUGCAGUUACAGAAGAAGUCGGAGAGUUUGCCCGAGUUCUCCAGCUGCAGGAAAGCUAUCCAGAUCUCGUGGCUCCGUGUUUUGGCAUCCAUCCACUGCAGGCUGCCGAGGGGCCUCAGCAGCGCAGUGUGAAACCUCAGGAUCUGGAUGCCGCCCUUCCACACUUCUAUAACCACAAAGAACGCCUCGUCGCUGUUGGAGAGAUUGGUUUAGACUUCACUCCCUGGUGCGCCCCGACUCAGCAGGACAGAGAUGACCAAGUGAUCGUCUUCAUCAAACAGCUCAACAUCGCCAAGGAGCUGGACUUACCUGUGAACGUCCACUCCAGAUCAGCUGCUAGGGUCACGAUUGAGACCAUGAAGGAACAAGGCAUCAGCCGAGCUCUGCUUCAUAACUUUGCGGGGAAGCCAUCGGUCGCUCUGGAAGGUGUGAAGGCGGGCUACCUCUUCUCUUUUCCCCCUGCUGUCUGCAGAAGCAAACAGAGAUACAAGUUAAUCAAGCAGAUCCCGUUGGAGCACAUUUGUCUUGAGACAGACUCUCCUGCCCUCGGGCUUCACCAGCAUGUGAGGAAUGAGCCCGCCAACAUCAUCCUACCAUGUCGCUACAUCGCCGAUGUCAAAGGUCUCCCUCCAGAAACUGUUCGGCUGGUCACCGCACACAACGCAUACAGACUCUUCCCCAAAGCUAAAACACGCUGACAGUGACGUGAGCGUGAUUUCGAAAUCCAAGGCUCACCCAGUGUGUGACGUCAUGGAAAACAUAACUUCCUUUCCUACUGUCCGCCCCUCAGUGUUUCACUGCGAGGCUCAACGUGAACUUUUUUAAACACAUGAUGAAUAACACUGCUAACGUUUGAAUAUCAGAAAGGUUUUUCUUUACUUUUGAGGUUUUUUUUUUUUUUUUUUUUUAAGUUUCACACAAGCUAGAAGCUUUCUGCAAAGUCUUGCAGAUAAUUCUAAUAAUUAAUAAGAUGUGUCUUUCUUGACCAAAAUGAGUGAUGCAUAGAAAUUAUUUUUCAAAAAUGAGUUUUUAAUAUCAGUACUGUCAAUAACAAGCACAAUCAAAUGUCUCAAGACCUCACGCGUCAUGAUCUCCAGCAUAUUUGGGGUUUUGUAUUACGUCAGAUAUUAGUCAUGAAAAUAAAAUACUGAAAGUUG